AUGACAGCUCGAGUGUACUGCUCAUUUAGUGCUGUUUUAUUGUGUCUGUCUGCAUGUUUGAGCACAACAGACGCUGGAGUCGUAGCAAAGCCAGGGGAGUGUCCAAGCACAAAGUCUGGAGCAGGAAUGUGUGCCGAGUUGUGUUACUAUGACAGUGACUGUCCGAACAAUGAGAAAUGCUGCAGCAAUGGAUGUGGACAUCAGUGUAUGGCUCCAUAUAUAGCAAAGCCAGGGGAGUGUCCAAGCACAAAGUCUGGAGCAGGAAUGUGUGCCGAGUUGUGUUACUAUGACAGUGACUGUCCGAACAAUGAGAAAUGCUGCAGCAAUGGAUGUGGACAUCAGUGUAUGGCUCCAUAUAUAGUGACGCCUGCAGCCGAACCGCUGACUCCUGCAGCUGAACUGCCGAAUCCUCCAGUGACUCCUGCAGCCGAACUGCCCAAGCCUCCAUGUCCGGUCAGUGUCCGGCGAAGCUGA
Messenger RNA from Rhinichthys klamathensis goyatoka, 474 nucleotides. RefSeq names its product WAP four-disulfide core domain protein 2-like. Lineage: Eukaryota; Metazoa; Chordata; Actinopteri; Cypriniformes; Leuciscidae. The transcript is spliced from 5 exons. Gene Ontology annotation, biological process: antibacterial humoral response; innate immune response. Gene Ontology annotation, cellular component: extracellular region. The coding region runs from base 1 to 474 and encodes 157 amino acids. The record is from RefSeq and is a predicted model, not a curated record. Gene Ontology annotation, molecular function: peptidase inhibitor activity.